GGAUGCUCGAGAGUAGGGCUUGGCUGUACGUGUGGUUGUUGGGUGCCAUCAACCCCAUGUAACAGAGUAGAACUGCCCCAUAGGGUUUUCUUGACUGUAAUCUUCACAGGAGCAGGUCACCAGGUCUUUCUCCCUGGAACAACUGGGUGGGUUUGAACCACCAACCUUUCAGUUAGCAGUCGAGUGCUUAACCAGCGCACCACGAGGGCUCCUAAGACCUGGUAGGUGGAGGGAUAGGAUCCAUCUCAAUGGCUGAAUCAGCUCCUGGCAGGGGCGGGACAACGUCUUGGGCUUCAUACAUUUAGUCAAGUGUAAUUCUGAGCUGUUUAUCCGGAGCCCUACUCCUGACCCUAGGGAGGGAUACUAGGUGUUUGUGGGGAUCCCAGGACCCAGUGGGAAUAAGAGGGGAACUGAUUUGUGCUGCAGAUAUUGGUGGUAGAGGGAAGGAGGCUGUUUUUCUGCAGGAGGUAGGCUUAUGUGUAGGUGGCUCAGAGCCCCCAAACAGUGGAGGAACCAGGUUGCAACUGGAGAGGCAGGGUUAUGCCUGAGAGAUGCUGGGUAUACGCACAGUUAUUUGGGCUGGAGUCUGGGCGGUAACUUCUAGAAGCUCACUUGCCGUGGAGAGUGCAUUCCAGGGGCAGAGACUGGUCUGGGAAGUGGAGGGGUCCCGCCAGUGCCCUGCCCACAUGCACAGGUGUGGGCCAUGAUGCUGUCUCAGGGCUGUCUCCUCCCACUGCAGCUCCGAGUCCUCAGGACCUUGCCCUGCCUGGAGGAGGGCAUGGAAGAGCAGGAUGACAAGCCCUCAGGGCCCCUGAAGGCCUGUGCGCAGGACUCUUUCCAUCCUCAGGAAAUUAUCAUCAAGGUUGAGGGAGAAGACACUGGAUCACUGGCCAUCUCAUCCCAGGAAAGAGUGAACUUCAAAAUUGUGACUGUGGUCUACACUCAGGAGGAACAGGGCACCCUGAACUCUGCUCAGAAGAUCCUGGAUAGAGAUGUGAUGCUGGAGAACCACAGGGACCUGGUCUCUUGGGACUUGGCAACUGCACAUGAUAGAAGAGAAUCAGUUUCAAAGCUCAGCACUUUUGACGAAGAACCAUCCCAUGGAGUGAAGAUAGAAAGGUUGGCAAGGGGUGAUCCUUGGUUGUCUUCAUGUGGAGAAAUCCGGGAUUGUAAGGACCAGUUGGAAAAGCAGCAAGAAAAACAAGAGAGACUUUUGAAGGAACUGGCAUUCACCCAAAGGAAAGCUGUUAUUUAUGAGAAGGUCUGCAAAAGUGAUGAACUUGAGGAUAAGAGUGGUCUGAAUUCCAGUCUUCUUUCAUCCCAGGCGAUACCCACAAGAAACCAUUUUCAUAAACAUGCCUCACAUGUUAAAAAAUUAAAUCGUAAUUCUGUGGUAAACAAUCAUCAUAAGGUUGAUGACAGUGAGAAAUUAUGUGAAAAUAAUGAAUGUAGAAAUCUUCCCCAGAGCACUCACCUUAUUCAGCUUACAAGAACUCAAACAGAAGAUAAAUUCUAUGAAUUUGGUGAUAAUAUUCAGAGUACACCCCUAAAUAUACAUGAGAAAAUUCAUGUAGAAGGAAAAACCUUUGAUUUUAAGGAAUGUGGUGAAGUUUUGAACCACAGUAUAUCCCAUAAUGAACAACAGAGAAUUUCUUUUGAAGAGAGUCAAUAUAAACGUAGUAAAACCUCCCAGAGCUCGUCCCCUGCUCAAAACAUGAGAAAUCAUUCUGAAGAGAAACCCUUUGAAUGUAAUCAGUGUGGGAAAUCCUUCAGCUGGAGCUCUCACCUUGUGGCACAUCAGAGAACUCAUACAGGAGAGAAACCUUAUGAAUGUAAUGAAUGUGGGAAAUCUUUCAGCCGGAGCUCUCACCUUGUCUCCCAUCAGAGAACUCAUACUGGAGAGAAACCUUAUAGAUGUAAUCAAUGUGGGAAAUCUUUUAGCCAGAGCUAUGUUCUUGUUGUUCAUCAAAGAACUCAUACAGGAGAGAAACCUUACGAAUGUAAUCAAUGUGGAAAGUCAUUCAGGCAGAGUUAUAAACUUAUUGCACAUCAAAGAACUCAUACUGGAGAGAAACCCUAUGAAUGCAAUCAAUGCGGGAAGUCAUUUAUCCAGAGCUAUAAACUUAUUGCGCAUCAAAGAAUCCAUACUGGAGAAAAACCCUAUGAAUGCAAUCAAUGCGGAAAGUCCUUCAGUCAAAGUUAUAAACUUGUUGCCCAUCAGAGAACUCACACAGGAGAAAAACCCUUUGAAUGUAAUCAAUGUGGAAAAUCCUUCAGCUGGAGCUCUCAGCUUGUUGCACAUCAAAGAACGCAUACUGGGGAGAAACCCUAUGAAUGUAAUGAAUGUGGAAAAUCUUUCAACCGCAGUUCUCACCUUGUUAUGCAUCAGCGAACUCAUACUGGAGAAAAACCCUACAAAUGUAAUCAGUGUGGGAAAUCCUUCAGCCAGAGUUAUGUUCUUGUUGUACAUCAGAGAACGCACACUGGGGAAAAGCCCUAUGAAUGCAGUCAGUGUGGGAAAUCCUUCAGGCAGAGCUCAUGCCUUACUCAACACCAGAGAACUCAUACAGGAGAGAAACCCUAUGAAUGUAAUCAAUGUGGAAAAACCUUCAGCUUGAGUGCUCGACUUAUUGUACAUCAGAGAACUCAUACUGGAGAGAAACCCUUUACAUGUAAUCAGUGUGGGAAAGCUUUCAUUAACAGCUCUAAACUUAUUAGGCAUCAGGCGACUCACACAGAAGAGAAACCCUAUGAAUGUAACUAGUGCAAAAAGCCUUUAGCCAGAGUAUAUUUCUUUUUUUAGAAGGCGUACGUACAGUGGGAAGAACUACUAUAAAAACAAUGUAUGUGGGAAACUUUCCGUUCUUGUGUAUCUGGAAAUGCAUUCUGGAGGAGGAGGGAAAAACUAUAAACCGCUUGUUUUGCUUAGCCGUUCCACAUACAAAGUCAAACUUGUCUCUCAUGACACAUUGCUAUAAAACUAAUAAAUAUUGGCACUUUUCUUUGCAAAAAGCACUCAGGCCUGAAAGAAAACCAUCAAAUGGUCAAUAGACUGUGGUUUGCCAGUGAGACAAAUCUCUUUUGUAAUAAAGAGUAAAUAAGAAUGCUAACACUGGCAGGCUUAUUGUUGAGUAGAUGAAAAAAUUGCUGUAGUUUUUAGAAUUUAGGAAACAGUAUUGCAGUGUAUCAUUUUAUUACAUGACUUCCCAGUUUGGUAGUUUUCUAAUCUGUUUUAUACAGCACUUCCUAUUAUAUAUGAAGAUUUAGUAGAAAAUAGAGAAAUGGCUAUGAUAUGAAAUGAAGAAUGCAGGGCAAAAAUAUAGAACAUUCAUUUCUAGAACCAUUAUAAGAAAAUAAUUGUAUAUGGAUCAGAGUUGAAAGGGGAUAUGAGUGUAUCUAUUUGAUUUUUAGAUUUAUGUAUGGUUUUCUUCCUUUUUAGAUUGCUGUUUUGCUAUAAUGAUGUGGCAAAUAAAAAUCAGCAAAAAAAAAAGGAAAUACAAAGAUUUCCAUCUGUUUUGUCUGAUCAUUUAGGGAAGACUAGAAAACCAGGUAGCAAAGAUUCCUCAGAAUUCUGAGAUUUCUAUUUAUGUUAGAAUCAGGGGGUUACUCUUCAGGGCUUAGAUUCCCGGGGAUAUAAUUCAUUGAAAAUAAAAUAGUUCCCUGAGAAUGAGGACCUGGAAAUUUAGUCCAGGGAGGGUUCUAUAGGAGGAAAUUGAGAAUGCAUGGGCAGUAUAAGGUGCAAGUGGGCUUAUUUUCAUAUAGCAAGAGCAGUGUAAAAGAGCUCUGUUUUUAAAGUGUUUUGUUCUCCCUUCAUGUCACAACUUGUCUUUUCUCUGGGAUAUAUCCUCUAAUGUGAGAGGCCUCUGAGCGGGAAGUUGCUGCCCCAACUAAGUGUUUAUCACCUAAAUUAAACUUGCAAGGAUGUUUUUACAGAGGCAAGAUUUGUACUCAUUGAUCUUUAGAUUUGGUUUGCAUGUUUUUCUGGCCUUUGCCCCUAAAUCAUGGAUUCUAAUCCUGUGUACUACCAUAGGUCUGAAGCCUCUGACUGACCCAGAGGUAAUAAAUUGGUGUUUUUUUCACAUCCAUCUAUUCUUACGAAGUCUUUGCGCAGGGCUUGUACCCAUUCAUUUUCAACUAUUCAUUUUGCAUAAGGUGAGUUUCUCCUGUAACAGCCAUAUUCCAGGCUCCCAGUGUUUGUGUGGAUUUUGGCCUUGACUCCUUCCUACCCAGCACUGGACUUAUCUGCAGGGCUGUUCACUGUGCAGUCUCAUCUUUGACUGUCAUAGGGCUUGACUGCUUCAUGCAAAUAUGUUUUUCUCCCCGUUGUUCCUUGUCUAGCCUAGACUUCUCUGGUUCUCAGAUCCAGAAUGACUCCAGGAAAGACAAAGCACUUGGUUCUCCCCAUUGUGAAGGAUCUUGGUCUACAGUUAAAGGGAUGUCUCCCUCACUUCAUAGAAAUGUGCCUGCCGAGGGGACCGUAUAUUCAUUUCCUCCCACACUCCAGCUCAGUCUUUACUGCUUUUGGACUCUACCUGAUUUUGUGGUAUGGUGCUUCAGUUCUCUCUUAGGCUUGACAAAUAUAAAGUGUGCUUUUCUUGAUGUUUUUGAGAGAUUUUAGCUAAGAAGGAAAUCCAAACUUUUUAAUGCUGUUUUCAGGUAAGCCAUUUGUAUUUUAAAAAAGUGUGGUUUUUUGACUGAAUUCAUCUACUCUAUAUGUCUUAUUAUACUUAAUAAGACAAGUUAAUUUCACCUCGGCCUUUAGAACUUUAUCUUGCAAAAUCAGUGUUUUCUAGUUUGUUAUAGAUGUUGCACAUGGAUUCAGUCAGUUUUACUUUAGAAGACUUAAUGGCUCACAUCAGUAAGUAAGCAUAUUGCUCUUUUCAAAUUGUAGCAACCUGGAGUUCUUAACUGGAAAGCAUAGGAACCAAUUCUAGCCAAUUGAUUCAGAAAAAGGAGUUUUUAAAGAGGGUAGUAGAUGGCUCACAUAACUGUCAAGAAACUAAGAUCAGGCUCAGGGCUCUGAAGACAGAAAUAACUUCUAGACUCAUGCUGCAGAACCCAUGAGAGUUCCUUGAGGUCAUGCCUCUGCAUUGAUUUCUUCUGAUUCCAAGUUUGGGGCAAGUGCCCAGGUCUGGUGGGUCCUAGGGUCACCAGUAGCUCGUGUUUUCAGGAGAGUCUGUAGUUGUAGGUGGGCCCUGCCUUUCACUCAUACUAAUUAAGUGGGCAGUUUGUCAUUUAUAGAAUUGUUCGUUUUCUAAGCAACAGCAAAGAAAUAAGGUUUCCAGUAUAGUCCAGCUCUUGCCCAGCCCAUAUAUCAACAUUUUCUUCACUUUUUAUACGUAUUUAAAUACAUACAUAUAACCUAACAUAAUACAGCUAUCUGUUUUAAAAUCCUGCUUGAUCUCUUCCCAGAUAGGGAUAACCCAAAGUUUCACAUUAUUAUAUCCAAUCCCAAAUCUGGAUCUCUGGUGAUGUCCAUUCCUCUUAUAAUGAAUGUUCUUCAAACGUAGUAAGGGGGUUCAGAUGCUGGGUAUCCCCUCAGAAAAAGAUUGUAAAACCAAGUUGAAUUACCAACUUAAUAUUCGGUAUCUUUUUGAUUAUUGCCAGUAGAUAUUCAAAAGCUUUCUAAAAAUGUUUUAUAAAACUGUAAAUGAGUUGGAGAUGUAGACAGUUGUUUACUGGCUAAGAUGAUUUAAUCCUUAUUUGGAUUCAUUUGGGCUCUUUUAUAGACUUUCCAGUAAAAAUUGUUCCAUUAAAAAUACCACUUUUGGCAUUUGCCAAGUGAAUCUUUGGCCAAGUGGAUCUGUUGGAACCAUAAAAUUGGUUUUUUUUGUGUGUUAUAACCAAUAUAGUAUUGGUUUGUAAUCUACUGGAAGUGAGAUUUCAGUCAAAAUGUAUUAGCCAUUGAUAAACCUUUCCAUAGUACUUAUAUCACCUGUUCUGGACUCUUCAGCAUCUAUAUUCUAUGAAGUUUUCAUUCUGAGGCCGUGACAAGUGUAAAAAUGGUGUGGGGGCCUUGUCUAACCUUUAACUUCCCAAGGGGAAAGGAGAAUCAAGAUCAACAGCUCAAGGCUGAUUCCUGAGGCAGAGGUCAGACAUGCCUCCUGUCUGCCAUCUUUACCAAUUCUUAGAGCAACCAUCCUUCCCACAGCAAUCUCCAGUGGGUUUGAUAAUUCACUGCAAUGGCCACACAGAACUCAUACACAGUAUUCACAAUUAUGAGGUUUAUUAGGGAAGUAACAGGUUACAAU
This is a messenger RNA of Trichechus manatus latirostris (Florida manatee), 6251 nucleotides long. RefSeq names its product zinc finger protein 180 (gene ZNF180). Gene Ontology annotation, molecular function: DNA-binding transcription factor activity, RNA polymerase II-specific; RNA polymerase II cis-regulatory region sequence-specific DNA binding. Bases 704 to 2764 code for a protein of 686 amino acids. Gene Ontology annotation, biological process: regulation of transcription by RNA polymerase II. The record is from RefSeq and is a predicted model, not a curated record. The transcript is spliced from 4 exons. Lineage: Eukaryota; Metazoa; Chordata; Mammalia; Sirenia; Trichechidae.